Molecule: messenger RNA, 1059 nt
Organism: Perognathus longimembris pacificus (Pacific pocket mouse)
Lineage: Eukaryota; Metazoa; Chordata; Mammalia; Rodentia; Heteromyidae
Gene: Tmem219
Product: transmembrane protein 219
Exons: 7
Coding region: 229-951 (240 amino acids)
Source: RefSeq, a predicted model, not a curated record
CACCGCGCACGCGCAUCCCGCCACCGGGUGGGGAGGGGGAGCCGAGCCGCGACCCCGCCCCUCCGCCGCCCCAUACGUGAGUGACGUCGCGGGGGGCGCCGGCCUCCGCCCGGCUCCGACGGGUUUAAUUCCUUUUCAUCGCGCUGUCGCAGCUUUGUGUGGGAUAAAUGACUCCCCUUGAGACGCAGGAGCAGGCUCUCCGUGGAGGCCCAGACCCCUCUGCUUCCCAUGGGCAGCUGCCAGGCAGGGCACAACCUGCAUCUCUGUCUGGCCCACCACCCACCUCUGGUCUGUGCUACUUUGAUCCUGCUGCUUCUUGGCUUCUCAGGCCUGGGCCUGGGUGGCUUCCUCCUUACCCACAGGACUGGCCUUCGCAACCCUGACAUUCCACAGGAUUGGGUCUCUUUCUUGAGAUCUUUUGGUCAGCUGACCCUGUGCCCUAUGAAUGGGACAGUCACAGGGAAGUGGUCAGGGUCUCAUGUUGUGGGCUUACUGACUACCUUGAACUUCGGAGAUGGUCCAGACAGGAACAAGACUCAGACAUUCCAAGCCAAGAUCUCCGGUAGUCAGAUGGGAUUGAAAGGGUCUUCUGCAGGAGAGCUGAUCCUCAUCACAGCCAGAGUGGUUCCAGAAAGGACUCCAGGAACCUGUCUGUAUUUCAGUGCUGGUCCAGGAAUCCUGCCCUCCAGUCAGCCCCCCAUACCCUGCUCAGAGGAGGGAGCAGGAAAUGCCACCCUGAACCCUAAGAUGGGUGAGGAGUGUGUCAGAGUCUGGAGCCACGAAGGCCUUGCACUUACCAAGCUGCUCACUUCGGAGGAGUUGGCUCUGUGUGGCUCUAGGCUGCUGGUGUUGGGCUCUUUCCUGCUUCUCUUCUGUGGCCUUCUUUGCUGUAUCACUGCUAAGUGCUUCCACCCACGCCGGGAGUCCCACUGGUCUAGAGCCCGGCUCUGAGGGCACUGGCCUAGUUCCUGCCGCCUUCUCAGGUGUGAAUCAACUUCUUGGACUUUGGUUCUGAGUUGGAAGGAAUGUACAAAAAGUGAAGAGCUGGAAAGUGGGGGG